AAUUUCUUAACAAUAACCAGCAAAAAAACAACAAAAUUCUUAACAAAGAAACGCCAGAGCAAGAUUUUAGUCUUUGACGACGGAGACUGGAUUGCAGGCUUGACGCGGACUAGGGUUUACGAUAAAAGCUUUGAGUUCUGAGUCUCUCUUUUGUUUUUGUUUUCAUGGAUUGCUUGCAGCAAAAAGAUUCAUUUUAUUAAUUUUCGAUUCAAAAAGUUGAUUUGCCGGGGUGGAUCUUCUGUUUAUCGUCCAAUUUGAAUUUCAAUACUCCGCAAGGAUGAGAUCGAGAUUCCAUAAUCCUCGUUUUCUGGUGGUUCUGUUUGCGUUGUUUCUAUUCGGACUCACAGAUCGAGUUUUGGGGUCUCAGAAGGAGGCUUACGCUACUCUUCUUUACGGAGAUGAGUUUCUCCUUGGCGUUCGGGUUCUCGGGAAAUCGAUUCGCGACACUAGAACUACCAAAGAUAUGGUUGUUCUUGUUUCCGAUGGUGUGUCGGACUAUGCUAAGAAGCUCCUUAAGGCGGAUGGUUGGAUUGUGGAGCCUAUAAGUUUGUUAGCUAACCCCAAUCAAGUGCGGCCAAAGAGGUUUUGGGGGGUAUAUACGAAACUGAAGAUAUUUAACAUGACAGACUAUAAGAAAGUUGUCUAUCUUGAUGCUGAUACCAUUGUGCUCAAGAGUAUUGAAGAUCUCUUUAAAUGUGGAAAGUUCUGCGCUAACCUGAAGCAUUCUGAAAGGAUGAAUUCAGGAGUCAUGGUGGUAGAGCCAUCUGUAGAGCGUUUCAAUGAUAUGAUGAGCCAAGUGACCACUUUGCCUUCUUACACAGGAGGAGAUCAGGGGUUUCUGAAUGCAUACUUCCCUGAAUUUGCAAAUGCGCAUGUUUUUGAGCCAAGCUUGUCUUCUGAUGUGAUAAAUUCUAGACCGGUACCUGAAAUGGAGAGACUCUCUACUUUGUAUAAUGCAGAUGUUGGCCUGUAUAUGCUGGCCAAUAAGUGGAUGGUAGAUGAGAAAGAACUCCGGGUUAUUCACUACACACUUGGUCCCCUUAAACCAUGGGACUGGUGGACAGCAUGGCUCCUAAAACCUGUUGACAUUUGGCAGAAUGUCCGGGAACAUCUUGAAGAAUCUCUUCCAGGAACAGCAGGGGGAAAAAAUCCAAAUGAUUCUCUUCUAGUCAAAAUUCUUUUCUUCCUUCCCUUAAUUGCUCUGCUUCUUUGUUACCAUCGUUCCCUUUUUCAGAGGGAUUCAUGUGGCACAUUUUGUAGAAACUCAUUCUAUGAUCAUGUCAGACAUCUUUAUUAUAAAUUUAAAGCUGGUGGAUUUUUUUAUUCUGCUGUUGGUGUUUCUUCAUCGUCCAUUAAUUCCAAUCAACAGUUCUCAAAUGGACUGCAUUCCAAGGUACCCGCUUAUUUGGGUGGAAUCUCUGUUUUCGUUUGUUUCCUGGCUGCUGUGGUGUCCAUUGCACUUGCACUUGUAAUUGUCCCUCGGCAAGUAAUGCCAUGGACAGGUUUACUGCUGAUGUACGAGUGGAUAUUUACAAUUUUCUUCAUAUUAUUUGGAGGUUAUAUCCAUUUAAUAUAUCAGUGGGGUAGGAUGACAGCAACUCAAGCAGGAUCCGUUUCCAAUCAUCCUGAAUCUUCUGACUAUGAUUCCAGAAAAGGUCAUCGUCUUGUGUCUAAUUGUGAUUUUGCCACAUGGUAUUACGGAUUAGGGAUGGCAUUUCUUGCUGUAGCUGCCCCUUCAUUGCCGUGCCUUUUGGGGAUCACAGCAAUGUUUACGAGGUUAGGAUUGAUGGUUGUGGGUGGUUUGGUUUUGGCAUCUUUCAUGACAUAUGCUUCAGAGCACCUUGCAAUUAGAGCAUUCUUGAAAGGCCUUGAAGAUCGGGAUGCCCCACAGAUAAGAAGCUUGUGUUUAUUAUGUUGAUCAGCGGCAGCGGCAUCUUUAAAUUAAUUGUACACUAUAAGAACAGGGAUUCCUCCCAACUUUGUGAUUUACUUGGCUAUUUUUUCCUUAUCUGUGUAUUUGUAAAAUAUUUGUCAAAUUAGAAUUUCUUUACACUACAAAAUUUUGAUGUAACAGCAAUUCAACAACCGCAGUUUUAUUUAUCACUACUUUGUGAAGUUCUCAUAAA
This is a messenger RNA of Nelumbo nucifera (sacred lotus), 2126 nucleotides long. RefSeq names its product plant glycogenin-like starch initiation protein 6 (gene PGSIP6). The record is from RefSeq and is a predicted model, not a curated record. NCBI's taxonomy places the organism in Eukaryota, Viridiplantae, Streptophyta, Magnoliopsida, Proteales, Nelumbonaceae. Gene Ontology annotation, molecular function: glycosyltransferase activity.